UUGGAAGAUUGUUUUCACUUAAUCCCCAUGAGGAGCAGAGGAGCAGGCUGAUCAAUAAAUUUGUCGGAACAGUCCAAACGAACCCAAAUUCACCAGUCAUGGCGUUUAGGGGAACACUCACCUGGCUGUGCUCUCUAGCAGUUGUUUGCUCCUCUGGAAACCAUGAAAGUACGACCGCCAACUGUGAUUCCCAGACUGAACUUUUUCAGCGCCUGACCGAAGAUCUCAAGAUGGCAGCAGAGUGCACAGACAAGUCCGUCCUGCAGUGGAGCUCAGAGCAGGCAGCUGAAGUGUUGAUUACCAUGAGGAAUCUGACAGCAAGGCUGCAUAAACACCAGCUGAAAGAAUGCCAGGACGCCGAGCCAAAGAUGUGCCAGCAGCCUGAAGUGCCCAGUAAUGGAGGCCUGGCAUGCGUCACGGUCUCCAACAAGCGCUACUGCAAGCCCAUCUGCAAUUCUGGGUACGAUUUUGGUUUCCUAAGGAGGAGUCGGAUCUUUGAUGAAUGUGGCGAACAAACAAAUUACCAGUGGAACAGCCAGUACGUAGGAGGAGGCAGACUGGCUGUGUGCAAUGAAGCUGCUGUUAAGGUUUCAGGAAGCACCUCUGCGUAUUUUACAAAAGACUGCCUCACGACCAAAAGCAGCGGCGAGCAGUGGAAUGCAACAAUGGAGGUUUUCACUCAAGAGCUGAAGGACGCAGGCGUAGCUGGAAGCCCCAAACAUCUCUGCCUCGCCUGCGGAUGGCCCUGAGAAAGACAAAACGAGUGCAGAACAGGGCCUCGCUUGUGCCAUGAUGAAUGUAGAGCUUUGAAGGUCUCAAACAUUUAAUAAACACUCAACCUGAGUGGUGCUUUGGUUGCUACAGUAAGUGUCACAGCA
Fundulus heteroclitus (mummichog) is the source of this 878-nucleotide messenger RNA. RefSeq lists its product as uncharacterized. The transcript is spliced from 7 exons. The record is from RefSeq and is a predicted model, not a curated record. Lineage: Eukaryota; Metazoa; Chordata; Actinopteri; Cyprinodontiformes; Fundulidae. Bases 99 to 749 code for a protein of 216 amino acids.